This is a messenger RNA of Aspergillus campestris IBT 28561, 1064 nucleotides long. Its product is annotated as Aldo/keto reductase. Lineage: Eukaryota; Fungi; Ascomycota; Eurotiomycetes; Eurotiales; Aspergillaceae. The coding region runs from base 124 to 846 and encodes 240 amino acids. The record is from RefSeq and is a predicted model, not a curated record. Gene Ontology annotation, cellular component: cytosol. The transcript has a single exon.
GUCUCCAACGCGACAAGAUGGAGCAGUCGCUGCGGGGGAGUCUAGCUAGGUUGGGUGUGUCUAAGGUCUCUUCCUCCUCCCCCUCCCUAUCCUACCUUGAUAACAUCAACCAGCUAAGAAGAGAUGAAGGUCAACACACUCUACGCACACGCCCCAGACCCCACAACCCCCAUCGCCGAACAAGCCGCCAACUUCGACGCCCUCUACCGCGCGGGACUAUUCACCUCUCUCGGGCUGUGCAACUACUCUCCCGCCCAGCUCACCGAGUGGCUCGCUAUUUCCCAGUCUCAGAGCCUCAUCGCCCCUACCGUCUACCAAGGCCAGUAUAACCUGCUGUGUCGGGGCUACGAGACGAGUCUCUUCCCCUUGCUACGCCAGCACAGAAUCCGCUUCGUGGCGAACUCGCCUCUCGCGGGGGGAUUUCUCACUGGGAAGUUGACCUUCGCGACGGGGGCGGCGCAGCUAGUGGGAACGCGGUUUGAGGUAGGCGAGGGGAAUCUGGUUGGGGGAUUGUUCCGCGCUUGGUAUGAUCGAGAGGUGUUUCAUGAGGCGGUUAGGAAAAUGAGGGAGGUGGUUGCUGCUGAGGGAUUGUUGGAUGGGGGAGGGGAGAAGCAGGUGAUGGCUUGCGUUGCGAUGCGGUGGGUGUUGUUUCAUUCGGGGCUGCGUGGGGAGUGUGGGGAUGCGGUUGCUGUUGGGCCUGGCUCGGUGGGACAGCUCGAGACGUAUUUGAAAGCUAGAGAGGAGGGACCGUUGUCGGGAGAGUUGGCCGGGGUGCUUGGGGGGUUGUUCGAGGGGGUCAAGGCUGAGGCGGAGGGGAUUAUCACGGUGGGAUGGUGGACUUGGUGAUGUAUUCGAUAGGGGUGGGAAUGGCUUCAUGGUUAGUUGACAAUGGGAUUAUGAUAUUCUAUUUUUAGGAUGUAGGGAUAUAUGGGUGGGACUGCAUCGCUGACUGCAUUAUUAUCUCCAUAUGUAUCUGUCUGGUCCAUAUUUGUAUAUCUACGUCUAUCCGACCUACAUCUGUACUGAUACCUAAACCCAUAAUUCUACCUAUGUCCAUGACAAUU